This is a messenger RNA of Sycon ciliatum, 753 nucleotides long. RefSeq lists its product as uncharacterized. NCBI's taxonomy places the organism in Eukaryota, Metazoa, Porifera, Calcarea, Leucosolenida, Sycettidae. The transcript has a single exon. Bases 1 to 753 code for a protein of 250 amino acids. The record is from RefSeq and is a predicted model, not a curated record. Gene Ontology annotation, molecular function: nucleic acid binding; RNA-DNA hybrid ribonuclease activity.
AUGGAAGCCCGGCUCCCUGACGACAAAUCGGCUGACAUCAAGCGCCUGUUGACUGCAGCGAGCAUCAACCCCACCAUGUCUCAGCGUGAACUCGAAUCUCUUCUGGGGAAACUCUCCUACGCUGCAAGAGUCAUCAUACCCGGCCGGACAUUUAUGCGACGCCUGUGGUCUAUUUGCAGUCGCUACCAGCAGCCUCACUACCGCAUCAGUCUGACUACCGAGUGCCAGGAAGAUAUCCAAUGGUGGCUACGGCUCCUGGAACAAUGGAACGGAAAAUCAUUCUUCCUGUUCCCAGAUUGGACACCAUCUCCAGACUUGGAGCUGUUCACUGAUGCCAGUGGCACCCUGGACUGGGGCACAUUCAACAGCGGCCGCUGGCUUCAAGGGACCUGGUCGCCUGAGCAACUCGCUCACAGCAUUGAGUGGAAGGAGCUCUACGCGUUGGUCACAGCGUGCUGCACGUGGGGCAAGGAAUGGCGCCAGCUUCGCAUCACAAUGCACUGUGACAACAAGGCUGUGGUAGAUUGCAUCCGCUCCGGCACAUCCAAGUCACCGCCAGUGAUGACCCUGAUCAGGGAGCUGUUCUUUGUGUGCGCCCGCUUCAAUUUCACCGUCACUGCUGCUCACAUUGCUGGCCAGUCUAACUGCAUUGCCGAUUCGCUGUCUCGUUUCCGCAUGGAGGAAUUCCGGCGUCUCGCCCCAGCUGCUCAAGCACAACCAGACCGAGCAGUGCUGCCAUUCCAGUCGAUGUAA